Achroia grisella is the source of this 6272-nucleotide messenger RNA. RefSeq names its product cold shock domain-containing protein E1 (gene Unr). The transcript is spliced from 16 exons. Gene Ontology annotation, molecular function: nucleic acid binding. The coding region runs from base 702 to 3365 and encodes 887 amino acids. The record is from RefSeq and is a predicted model, not a curated record. NCBI's taxonomy places the organism in Eukaryota, Metazoa, Arthropoda, Insecta, Lepidoptera, Pyralidae.
AUUAAUAAUUUCGUCGUUUUGUACUCAUUUGCUUCAAAAUAUACAUGAUUUAUUUCGGUCAAAAUUAGUAACCAGUGUAUAGUAUCGUAUGUGAUAUGAUAUUUGCCUUAUUUGAAGUAUCUUUUGAACAGACCCCCAUCGCUCGGCGUUAUAAUUUCACAGAUCGCACGGUUGGGGCGGCCGAUGUCUACCUAGAUAGCAAUAAUAAAAUGUAGAACAAUAAUUCGACGCGAUGCUUUGUUGAAAUCCGCAGUGAUUGUAACUAUUUUGUAUUGAUUUGAAAUCGUCUUAACGCUAUUAGUCUUGUAAUAAUCGAAAUCUCUAUUGCAGCUUAUGAAUAUCGGCAUUAUCUGGUAGAAUAGAUAGUAACAAAAUAAUUCAUUUACCUACCUCCACCACCGACCGGUCUAAUGUUCUCCAGAGCUACGACUCAGCAAGCAUUGAAGACAUCUGAGGAUCUAGUGUAACAUUUAUGUAGUUUUAUUUUCAACAAUCUUAGUUUUGGUGUUAAAUUGUGAUCUUUACGUUAUAGACUCAACCGUGUUCUCGAGAACACAAAGACUAACAAAAAAUGUGAUUUGAUUUAUAAAAUAUUAAUUUGAUACUUUUAAUAGAAACAUUGACACCACACAUUUUUCUGUGAUAUAUAUUUAUUACUGCAAUAUUUGACCUAUAUAAAAGGAAGAAGAAAUCAAGGGAUAAUGUCCAGUAGUUCUCAGUGGAAAAUGUUCCAGCCGCCAGAUUCACACUCAUCACCUUUGCAAGAUAUAAUUGACCUUCAGCACCCCAACAUGCAGGCCAAACAAUCAUACCGCAACGGUACUUACAGCAGUGAGUACCCCAGUUCUCCGAGGGAUAAUUUCAAUAAUGUUAAUAAGUCGGGUGGAGGUAAUCGCUUUUCAAUGAACAAUUACAAUAUGGAUGGGUGCCCUAUGGGAGAUUCUGCCGGUGUAUACUCCUCUUCAGGUUCUACAAAUAACACCUCAUCCCAGUACGAUUCUAUGAACCAUCCACCUAUUAGAGAGACAGGGAUUAUUGAAAAAUUAUUGCACUCUUAUGGAUUUAUACAGUGUUGUGAGAGACAGGCUCGGCUUUUCUUUCACUUUAGUCAGUUCACUGGUAACAUUGAACAUCUUAAAAUUGGAGAUCCUGUUGAAUUUGAAAUGACAUAUGAUCGCCGUACUGGGAAACCCAUUGCAUCCAAUGUUACUAAGAUAGCACCUGAAGUGGUACUGAGUGAGGCUCGUGUUACGGGUACUGUCACUACGGAGGUUAAAGGAGAGGGUUCUGGUGACAACACUGGCAGGAUUUCAUAUGAGAAUCGUGGGGAGUGUUUCUUCUUGCCUUACACAAAGGAUGAUGUCGAGGGUAAUGUCACACUGCAUACAGGGGAUGCUGUUAGUUUUCAGAUUGCUACUAAUCAAAGGGGCACGUUGGGGGCUUGCCAUGUACGCUUCGAAAAUCCUGUACACCCCGUUAAAUACCACGGUGUUGUAUGCUCCAUGAAAGAGAACUUUGGGUUUAUUGAAAGAGCUGAUGUCGUGAAAGAGAUAUUCUUUCAUUAUUCUGAAACUAAAAUUAAAGAGGAAUUGGUGUUGGGUGAUGAUGUUGAAUUCAUUAUACAAACAAGAAAUGGCAAGGAGGUUGCAUGCCAUAUUACCAAAAUGCCGAGUGGUUCAGUGGUGUUUGAAGAUGUAAGCCCUGAGAUCAUGCGUGGACAAGUAUUAAAGCCGUUAGAAAGAGGUAGUAUGGUUCGUGUACCACAAAAUGAUCCACUACCGGGGAGGAUUAGAUACCGCGCCGCGGACCAUUCUGAAGUAGAGGUACCGUUUGGCGAUAAAGACCAGUGCGGCGAGUUCACUCUGCGUCACGGUGAUUGGGUGCAAUUCCAAGUAGCUACAGAUAGACGGGACCAGUUGAAGCGAGCUACAAAUAUUUCAUUGCUCGAUGAAUCUUUUAAUGUUUCCGGAGAACGAAGGGAGCAAGGCAUUGUGUGUUCACUAAGAGAUGGUUUCGGGUUCAUUCGUUGUGUUGACAGGGAACAGAAUAUGUUCUUUCAUUUUGCUGAAGUUCUGCGCAUGGGACACAAACUUAGCGUUGGUGAUGAGGUGGAAUUUACCGUGGAUCCAGUGGCUACGUUCUCCAAUAUGAGUAAUACUCGUCAGUCCGGAAUACGUAUCAAGCAUCUACCGGCUGGUACAGUUCAGUUCGAGACGCUGGUUGAGCGCAAUGUCCGCGGUGUGGUCACCAAAGAGGCACAGGUCUUCAACUCUAUGUCUAGCCCCUCAAGGGGCUCACCAUCUGAUUAUAAUGGUACUAUCUCAUGCCAAAUUAAUGGAUCGAAGAAAUCGGCAUCUUUCAUGGCUAAAAAAUGUGAAGGUAAAGUCGUGCCGCGUGUUGGUGAUAAAGUGCUUUGUGACGUUUAUCAGGUCAAGAGAACAAAAGCGUUUACAGCUAUGUCAAUCGUAGUUCAGCUUUACUCAAGCAAUGGGAACUCCGGUAAUAAUGUGGGGACAUCGCGCCCGCUCUUGCAAGGCUUCAUUGCCGCUCUGAAGGACGGAUUCGGCUUCAUCGAAACAGCAGAUCACACCAAGGAAGUCUUCUUUCACUUUAGCAAUCUAAAUGGCAAUCCUGAUGAUCUCGAUCUCGGCGGCGAAGUGGAGUACUACGUAGGACGUGCUGGUUCGGGGAGCGGGUGCGCAAGUGCCGAAAUGGUUCGCGUGUUGCCCAAGGGCACCGUACAUCUCGCCCAACCCCUAGAGCCGAUUCUCAACGGCACUGUGACCAGAACCCUUCGAGCUCUUAAUCCUGACCAAGCGCAUUAUUCCGGUAUAAUUCAACAGGAUCUACAGGGACAGGAUAGAGAACGGGUGUCGUACGAAUUCGGUAUUAUGGGUCUAGCAUGCAAGCGCGAGAUACUGCAAGUAGGCGAUCCGGUCACUUUCCAAGCAGACUUGCAGGGAAGGGCCACCAAUAUUGUGCCAAUAAGGAAGAAGCGCCGCGCAACUGUGGACGCCAUUAAAGGCUUAUUCGGAUUCCUGAACGUCGAGUCGGAGGAAAAUCGUCGUCUGUUCUUCCAUAUGUCGGAGGUUCGCGGAAACUCGGGUGAACUCCAGCCCGGUGACACAGUCGAGUUCGUCAUGCUCACCAACCCCAGGAACGGAAAGUCGUCAGCUUGCAAUGUGGUGAAAAUUAGCAGCAAGGUUCCACGUGAAAGACCUGAGCGACUGUUGGCCCGGCUGCGGACCGCGUCGCAGGAGGAAUCUGCUGGUCCGCGCGUCGUAGUCAUCCGAACGCCUCGCGGACCCGACGGCAGUCGCGGAUUUCGUCCUCGUCGGCCCAUUGCUGAUCUGUUAGCCGAGUGAGACCAGUUACGCUAAUAAUACCAAGGCCUCAACACUCUACAGCUAUGUAGGUAACAUCAUAAUGGUUUGAUUUUCAAAUUAUUUCAUUGUAUUCAUGUGAGACUGAUUAUCAAUUUCUCUAGCCAGCAUUUAAAAUCGAUUUGUUUUAAUUACACAAGGGCAGAUAACUGGUAAUAAGUUGUUAUCUGUCCAUUCAUAAAAUAAUUGUAUGUCACCGAGUUUAGGCUUUUAUUGAAACUUAUAACAUAUCAAGGUAAUCAAACCGAUUUAUGUUGCGUAUGCAAGUAUAGUGCAUUAAUGAAAUUGUUCUAAAUAAGAGGUUCUUUUUCGCGUAUACACAUUGUUCAAAAUUCCGUUUGUACCAUUCCUGAGUAUUUUAUUAUGGUUUGCCAAGUUCAAUUGCAUUGUACGGAUGACGACACAUAACAUAUGAAGUGUUGUAUCUUCGGUGAACAACAUUAACACUUCGCUUCACCCGAACUCGUGUAAAUAUUUGUAUAACUUAGUUGUAAUCGUUUGAAUUGUGGUUGCAUGUGAUGCGGUGGGCUUGUUCAGUGGUCGCCAGUGCUGUAACUACAGACCAUUGCAUGUAUACAGAUAGUAAACUUGAGCGCUAGCUCUAUCUAGAAAGAGGUAUUAGUGAAAUGGAAACAGGAACUCUAUGAAAAAUAUUGUGAACAUCACUAUAAGUAUAGACAGGGUGAUGUAAAAUGUGUUGUUUAUAUUUGUGUUCCUACGUAAUGGGUAACUGACAACGGUUGGUUAAAAGAUUUACUCUGUAUACAUAUAAUACUCUGUAUAUUGCAUUGCCUGUGCGACUGUGCUCCGUGUAAUACGUAUCUACAAAACAUUUGUUGCUAUUUUUUGUUACGUUUAGUCGAUCUCUUUAUGCGGAACAUUCUGUGAUUUAUGAAAAUUAUACGUGUGCAAUAAAAAUGUAUAACAAUGAUAUAAAUAUAGUCCGCACUGGACAACGGCUAGUCUUAUAGUAUUAUUUUAUUCAAGUCACUCCCUAACGGGCACUUCAUCUGGUAUGUGUCGCCAGUAUUAAUAAUUCUGUCAAUAGCUAAUUUUGUAAUUACAUUAACGAAUAAAAUUAUGCCUUAGCUAUUGUAUAAUAAUCGGAUACGAAGCAUUUAUACGAUAACAAAUGCGAUGCACUGGAUGGAACCAAAGACUGAAAAAAAUAUUUAUUACAAUAAUGAUAUUGGGAUUAGAUUAUUAUAAUUUACUGUAUGUUGUGAACACUCAUGUACCCACAGGAGUAUUAUGAAUUUGGAUUGGUUGUAGCACCGUCUUUAUUCACUUCAAUGAUUACCUCUUGUCCUCAGGGACGGUACAGCUAUUUGUACAAACAUUUACAUCGAAUAAGUUUGAUGACAUACGUAUUUGAGUUAAUCGGACGCAUUACAAAUGUCAUUAGUAUUAUAAAGUUUUAUUUAUGUAAAUAUUUUGUUUUAUUAAGUUUGAAAUCAACUUUAAGAUCAAUUUGAUAACAUAAAAAUAACAAUGCAGAUGAUCUUUAAUGAUAGUAUUAACAUGUUUGUUCACGGCAAGUUAUGUAUUUAUACAUUUAGUUUGUUGCUUUUGUGUAAAAUUGGUGGCGAGUGUGAUCUCUAUGUGUCGUUGUUGACGAGUAAUUUGACACCUAAAAUAAACAAAAUGCAAUCAAUCAAUUAAAAUUGUGCAAAUCAUACCCUCGAAAUGGAUUGAACCGGGAACGUUGGUUUGGUUUGAGGUAAAGUAUGUAAUGUAACUAGGUUCGUGGAAAUUGUUUAGCCUCUGCAGCCAUGACGUUCAUUCCUUUUCGUCAGGAAGGAGAUUCGUAUGUUUUAACACUUCAGUACUGAUUCAAAUGGAUUAUACUUUUUUAUUGUAAGACUAACAACAAAUGACAGGUACAAAUAAAAGUAUUGUAUACUCUGACAAAUUGAUUAAAUCAGUAUUUGUUUAUCGAUUCAAAGAUCAACGUAUCAUGCGUAAGUGCUAAUUUUUUCCGUUAAUUGAACAUUUGUGAUUAAUUUUUGUUAUGUAUUUUAUUUAUAGAACCCAGUUCCGGAGACAUGUUCGUAGAGCCGUCAAGUGUUACAUGUUGUAGUUCAUUGUACAUAUUCUCUAUGAGUUCGACAUGUGUGACAGUUCCCAUUUUGAGUUACGUUCAGUUUAGUUCAUUUGUAACAUUGUACAUGAACACCCUCAGGCCGAAUAAAUAACAAGCGCUAAAAAUAUUCUAUAAAAUAAAAUCAUUCUUUAAUCUUCGUUUUAAUUAUCCAUUGAUUGAACACAAUUACCAAUUUGCAGGUGUAGGUAGUGUAGUGUAUUUUAAAUAAAUUGACUCGCGCUUUCGUUCAAUGUUCGGAUUUGAUAGGGUAAUAUGUGGUCUGUCGUAUAAAACAUAUGUGAAUUUGUUUUGCUAGACGAAUUUAAUUGUAUAAUUGUAAUAAAUGACAUGUCUCUGGAACUAUUAUGAUCAGUCAUUUUCUUUCUUCACCUAUUCGGUCAUCAUCGGUGGUCACAUUAUGAGUAAAGAACUACAUUGCUGUCUAAAUGAGUGUGCUUGUUUCCAUUAUAAUUUUUUUACUUAUAUUAAGCUUUUAACAUUUCGGCGUGUGGCACUAUUGGCGUUACACGUUACUAUUUUGGUGUUAAAUUGUCGUUCAAUACUUUGGUUUGUUUGAAAUAUGUAACGUGUAAUUUUAUUAUGCUUAUUGUAAAAAUAGAACCCAAAGAAACGACGAGAAUUUUGAACAAAUGUUUUAUGCUUGUACGCUUUUAAAACGACAAUGUUUUAUUUGCGUAAUUUUUAUAAUAUCUAUGUUUAUGUAACCAGACAUAGUAAUAGAGAUAAUAAUCAUUUAAUUGAUGUUGUAGUGUAUGAAGUCCCGGAUCUUCGGGUAUAGGUAUUAU